GGGGGGGAAAAGCCAAAGGAAAACAAAACCUGGAGACACAGAAAAAGGCUCUAGGAAAAAGUUUUGGAUGGGAUUAUGUGGAAACUACCCUGCAAUUCUCCGCUGCCAGAGCAGGCUCAGUGCUGCCUUCUCCCCAGCGGCGCAGCCCGCGCCGGGCGCUGCUGAGAGACGCCCGGGCCUCGGUGCCGCGCCGCCAGUGCCUGCUGUGCCGGAGCCCCUCGCCCCGCCGGCCCAAUGCUCCUCCUCGGGCUGCUCCUGCUGACAUCUGCCCUGGCCGGCCGGAGGCAGGGGGCCGUCGCCGAGUCCGAUCUCAGCAGCAAGUUCGCCUUCUCCGGCGCCAAGGAGCAGAACGGUGUGCAGGACCCUCACCAUGAGAAGAUAAUUACUGUGACUACUAAUGGGAGUAUUCACAGCCCCAAGUUCCCACACACAUACCCACGCAACACUGUGCUAGUGUGGAGAUUGGUAGCACUUGAUGAAAACGUAUGGAUACAACUUACUUUUGAUGAAAGAUUUGGGCUUGAGGACCCAGAAGAUGACAUUUGCAAGUAUGACUUUGUAGAAGUUGAAGAGCCUAGUGAUGGCACUGUUUUAGGACGCUGGUGUGGUUCCAGUACUGUGCCAAGCAGACAAAUCUCCAAAGGAAACCAGAUCAGGAUAAGAUUUGUGUCUGAUGAAUAUUUUCCUUCUGAACCUGGGUUCUGCAUCCAUUAUACACUUCUUAUGCCACACCACACAGAAGCACCCAGCCCAUCCCUGCUGCCCCCAUCAGCCUUGCCCUUGGAUGUGUUAAACAACGCCGUUGCUGGGUUCAGCACCGUGGAAGACCUUAUCCGCUAUCUCGAACCAGAGCGGUGGCAGCUGGAUUUGGAAGAUUUGUACAGGCCAACGUGGCAGCUUCUUGGGAAAGCAUACAUUCAUGGGAGGAAGUCAAGAGUGGUGGAUCUGAACCUCCUGAAGGAGGAGGCGCGGCUGUACAGCUGCACCCCGCGCAACUUCUCGGUGUCGCUGCGUGAGGAGCUGAAAAGAACGGACACCAUCUUCUGGCCGCUGUGUCUGCUGGUGAAACGCUGUGGUGGAAACUGUGCCUGCUGUCAGCAGAGCUGUAACGAGUGCCAGUGUGUGCCAACAAAAGUCACUAAAAAAUACCAUGAGGUUCUUCAGCUGAAGCCAAGGAUUGGUGUCCGGGGAUUGCAUAAGUCAUUGACAGAUGUACCCUUGGAACACCACGAGGAGUGUGACUGUGUGUGCAAAAGGAAUACUGAAGGAUAAACAUGAUAUAAUUGUGCUGUUUUCUUUCAAAGCACAUUCAAUCAAUGGCUGAUUCUAUUAUGGGGCUUGUGCAUUAUCUCCUUCUGUAAUCUCAGUUAUUUGCUUUGGGGAUCUUCGGUCUCGAAGAUUUACAGUGAGCUCUAAAAAGAGGAGAAGCCAAACUGGGAUUAUAUGUUGUGUGACAGCUCUGUUUGGAGGCCCAGUGAAAGGAUGGGAGAAAGGCAUCAAUGAGGGAUUUAAAAUAUAUGUAUUGUUGUUGUUCCCCACAAUUUUCUUGGCAAUACAUGGAUUUAUAAUUUAGGAGUAAAAAAUAGAUUUAGAAGGCUGACAUCAUGGAGACUUGAUCCUGCUGGCUGUCUCGUUUCUACAGCUCGAGUACAUCUGGCCUCUGGUUGAAAACACCUGAAAUCUUUCUGUGUUCAGCUACUCCUACGUACUCUAAAUCAAAGCGUUCUCUGUUGUAUAAACUUGGGUUAAAACAGACUGUCUUUUUCCGAAUAAAAUUUAAUUUGUCUAA
Messenger RNA from Camarhynchus parvulus, 1789 nucleotides. RefSeq names its product platelet derived growth factor C (gene PDGFC). Gene Ontology annotation, cellular component: membrane. Gene Ontology annotation, biological process: platelet-derived growth factor receptor signaling pathway; positive regulation of ERK1 and ERK2 cascade; positive regulation of MAP kinase activity. Bases 235 to 1272 code for a protein of 345 amino acids. The record is from RefSeq and is a predicted model, not a curated record. NCBI's taxonomy places the organism in Eukaryota, Metazoa, Chordata, Aves, Passeriformes, Thraupidae. Gene Ontology annotation, molecular function: growth factor activity; platelet-derived growth factor receptor binding. The transcript is spliced from 6 exons.